CUUUUCUGCUCCACUUGUAGUCUCCUUGCGUGUUUUAUUUCUCUUCUUCUUCUCUCUUCUGUGCUCUCCUCCUGCCUUCUCAUCUUUCCUGCUUCCACUUUCUUACCUGUCACUCGUUCCGUCUGUCGCUACAAGACCCGCUUGCAUUGGAUCUGCCUCGCCUUUGGCCCUCUCCUCUGUCCCUCAUCCUUGCCUCCACCUAAUCUCCUCCAUUCUUGCCUUCGUUCUCGAAGCAGGUCCAGGAAUUCCAGCGAUCACUUCUCAACCCAGUAUCCCCGUUUCAAAAACCACCACACCACCCUCACCACCGAUCAACCAUGCUGUCUAAUCUGCUGCUGGUCCUGGCCUCGACGGCUGCUCUGGUGAACAGCCAGUCUACCUCAUCCAUUGACCCCAACUCGGUCGAUAUCAAGACGCGUCAAUACUGGUGCAGUGCCCAAAAAUCCGCCUGUCCCCUACUCUGCCUCCAAAUCGCCUCCGGCGUCCCAGAGAGCAACAACUGCACUGCUGAAACCCUCACAUACAGCUGUGUCUGCAGCAACGGCAUCUCCCCCAACGCCUCAGAGUACUCCCAGACCCUGCCGUACUUCAUCUGCACCGAAGCCAAUAACCAAUGCGUCAACGCCUGCAGCGAUUCCGCCUGUCAAUCCAGAUGCCGCACUGCCAACCCCUGCGGCGCUCAAAACCCGCCCCGUGUCAACGUCACCUCUACCGCUUCCUCGUCCGUGGCUGCUACUAGCACCGCCGCCAGCAAUGUCAUUCAGACCGGUGGGGCUACUGGUGCGGCUCCCCGUGGUGUCUCUGUUGAGAUGAGCCAGGUUUAUGGGCUGUGUGUGUUGGUUGGUGGUGUUGUUGCUGGCUUUGCGGUGUUGCUGUAAGCCGGUAUGGUGAUGGCAUAUGGCAUGGGGACUGGUGUUGAUAAUUGACUACACUGUCUUGCCUUGCUUUGCUAGCAGCCUUGGUGGUUGUUAGAGGCAGGGAGGGCUUUUUUCUAAUGAUUCUGAUUUCGAGUUCGAUUUAAUCCUGGUCAUGGUGUUUUUUUUCGGCUGGACUCGUGGAUAUUGUGUCCCUUUUUUUUCUUUUUUCUUUUUUCUUUUUUCUUUUUCUUUUUCUUUUUAUUUUC
This is a messenger RNA of Penicillium subrubescens, 1123 nucleotides long. RefSeq lists its product as uncharacterized. NCBI's taxonomy places the organism in Eukaryota, Fungi, Ascomycota, Eurotiomycetes, Eurotiales, Aspergillaceae. The record is from RefSeq and is a predicted model, not a curated record. The transcript is spliced from 4 exons. Bases 318 to 878 code for a protein of 186 amino acids.